Fraxinus pennsylvanica is the source of this 2226-nucleotide messenger RNA. The record is from the annotation of a GenBank genome assembly. NCBI's taxonomy places the organism in Eukaryota, Viridiplantae, Streptophyta, Magnoliopsida, Lamiales, Oleaceae.
AUGGCUUGCUUGCACGAUCACAGCUGCGAAGAACACGAUUGCUCCUCCGAUUGGUCGCUUUACAAGCAUAUAGAUCUCUCCAAGGUAUCUGCAUUAAACGAGGCUGUUCCAGGAAGUGUGAAGUCAGUAUUCAGAGCCUGGGAGCAGCGUCUGAAUUCUUCCGAGGGUCACUUGGAAAGCAAUGAAGGUGAUCCCGAGUUGAUCGUUUUUAUCCCAUUUACAUCAGAUGUUAAGAUCAAAAGCAUCUCAAUUGUUGGUGGUGCUGAUGGGACUAGUCCUGCAAAGAUGAGAGCUUUCAUCAAUCGGGAUGGUAUUGACUUUUCAGAUGCUCAGAAUAUGCAACCUGUUCAGGAGUGGGACUUGGUUGAAAAUCUGCAAGGAGUUCUGGAGUAUCAGACGAGAUAUUCUAGGUUUCAAAGUGUGGGAAAUAUUACUUUGCAUUUUCCAGAGAAUUUCGGUGGUGAGACAAGUCAAAUACACUACAUUGGCUUAAAAGGAGAAGCAACACAGCUGAAGAGAGAUGUUGUCGCUACCAUUGUUUAUGAAGUCAUGCCAAAUCCUUCAGAUCACAAAACACGAGCUGAGACGGGAAACCCAAAAUCAAAUCAAAAACUCCCAAAAAUCUCCAUAGGCAAAAACCACGCUUGUAGUGGAUCUGCAGUUAUGGGUUCUAUUCAACAGCCAGUUUGGACCAAAGGAUCGGUUUUUCCUUUAAAAGGGCUUGGUGUUGGUGGAUGCUCAAACCAUGUUAAAUUUAUUUCAGUUAAACCCUGCCGUUCGUCUCAACUUGAAGGGAAUUUAGUCAGUGGGAGGCCACCCACUUCUGUGAUUGUUCCUGUGCCUGAAAUUGGAGGUGCUGGGAGUAGCUUUGCAGACGAUAACUUGAGUGAAUCUGAUCCUGAGGUUCGUACCAUUAUUGACAAAGAGAAGAAUCGCCAAUUUAGAAGCUUGGAACUUAUUGCUUCGGAGAAUUUCACAUCUCGAGCAGUGAUGGAAGCAGUCGGUUCUUGUUUAACUAAUAAAUACUCUGAAGGGCUACCAGGCAAAAGGUACUAUGGUGGCAAUGAGUACAUUGAUGAACUUGAAGUUCUUUGUCAAAAGAGGGCUCUUGCAGCAUUUAGUUUGGAUGCAAAGAAAUGGGGUGUAAAUGUUCAGCCAUUAUCUGGUUCUCCAGCUAAUUUUGAAGUUUACACUGCAAUUCUUAAUCCACAUGACCGCAUAAUGGGGUUGGAUUUACCUCAUGGGGGACAUUUAUCCCAUGGGUUCAUGACUCCUAAGAGAAGGGUGUCAGGCACAUCUAUUUAUUUCGAAUCCAUGCCCUAUCGGCUUGAUGAAUCUACAGGCCUUGUGGACUACGAUAUGCUUGAGAAAACAGCUACUCUCUUUCGACCAAAACUUAUUAUUGCUGGUGCUAGUGCUUAUCCUCGGGAUUUUGACUAUCCACGCAUGAGAAAGAUAGCAGAUGCUGUUGGUGCUUUUCUCAUGAUGGAUAUGGCUCACAUUAGUGGACUUGUUUCUGCUGCUGUUGCUGCUAAUCCUUUUGAGUAUUGUGACAUUGUCACAACCACAACACACAAGUCUCUCAGGGGUCCUAGAGGCGGCAUGAUCUUUUUCAGGAAGGAUCCUGUUCUGGGAGUUGAUCUAGAAUCUGCCAUUAACAAUGCUGUUUUCCCAGGUUUACAGGGAGGUCCACAUAACCACACAAUCGGUGGACUCGCUGUUUGUUUGAAAAAUGCAAAAUCACCGGAGUUCAAGGCUUAUCAAAACAAGGUGGUCUCUAAUUGUAGAGCUCUUGCAAGCCGCUUGAUGGAAUUGGGAUACAAACUGGUCUCGGGAGGCAGCGAUAACCAUUUAGUUCUUGUGGACCUACGGCCCUUGGGAAUCGAUGGUGCCAGAGUGGAGAAAAUUCUUGAUAUGGCAUCCAUCACCCUCAACAAAAAUUCAGUACCUGGUGAUAAAAGUGCACUGGUACCUGGUGGAAUACGCAUAGGAUCACCUGCUAUGACUACCAGAGGUUUCCGUGAAGAUGAGUUCGUCUCAGUUGCAGACUUCAUUCACGAGGGUGUGCAAAUUACUCUAGAAGCUAAGAAGUCUGUCUCGGGCUCUAAGGUCCAAGAUUUUAUGAAAUUUGUGACAUCCCCAGACUUCCCAUUGAUUGACCGUGUGUUGGAUCUGCAAAGAAGAGUCGAGGCAUUUACAACCCGAUUCCCAUUACCUGGCUUGUAA